Salarias fasciatus (jewelled blenny) is the source of this 4936-nucleotide messenger RNA. It is a transcript of the gene kank3, whose product is annotated as KN motif and ankyrin repeat domains 3. Gene Ontology annotation, cellular component: cytoplasm; cytoskeleton. The record is from RefSeq and is a predicted model, not a curated record. The coding region runs from base 1414 to 4386 and encodes 990 amino acids. Gene Ontology annotation, biological process: negative regulation of actin filament polymerization. NCBI's taxonomy places the organism in Eukaryota, Metazoa, Chordata, Actinopteri, Blenniiformes, Blenniidae. The transcript is spliced from 13 exons. Gene Ontology annotation, molecular function: protein binding.
UAAUGCAAAUGUUUGUUUAGAAAAGUACAUUUUCAGAUUCUAAUAUUGCUAAUUUCUUAUUCCUUCUUUCCUUAAAUACCUUGAUGUGAACAAAAGCAGAUUGUUUUAAUCUGCAUAUCAGACUUUGGUAAAACUAGUGAACACGUAUACCAGCUUUCUGAAGUGAAGAUGUCCUGAUAUGGUGAGCGAGAAAUGUAACCAAAAGCAUUCAAGCGUGCAUAUCCGUGAAGUGGUGAAUUAAUCAGUCUGUACUUAUUCCGGUACAGUGAGAUGUUCUUGCUGGGGGGAACCUGUAGAGGCGAGACUCUGUGGUGUCAUGUGUUUCAUCAUGACCAACUUCCACAGUGUGUUGAGCUUCACACUGAGGGCAGUUUGACAGGACAGUCACCAGCGUGAGAUUUCUCUCACAUGUCAAAACUCCCCACGUGUCGGACUUUGCCCCACGACUUUAUUGAAUUCACUUGAUGACAUUUUGAACGUGGACACAGUGUGGAGAAAACAGGGCGUCUGAGGAGGUUGAUGGGACCGCUACGGAGAAAACAACGAGGCCUCUCAAAACUUCUCGAGAACAGCGUCACCACCAAACAGGCAUAAUGCCUCAUUGUGGAGCCUGAAUGUGGCUGAUUGUGUUUGCUGGAGGUUCUGGAAGGAAGAGGGAGGGGCGGCAGGACGCAUGUGAUUUUUGAAGUCAACAUGAUUAGGAUAAAAUACUUUUUUGUGUGUAUGUGUGUUUAUGGCAAGAUGCGAGCAAUGAGACUUCAGUACGUGAUUUACAGUGAGGGAAGGGACGACAGGAAAUAUGGCAUCUGGUGGCGAAAUCCUGUAUGUGGAGGUGACAGCAUGUCACACAAACACUUAAACUCUUGAGCACCCGCCAAAUGUGCUAACACGUUAACUCAGUGUGAUGCAUCAUGUGAUGCGGUGUUGUUGUUGGCUUGUGUGUGUGUGUGUGUGUGUGUGUGUGUGUGUGUGUGUGUGUGUGUGUGUGUGUGUGUGUGUGUGUGCGUGUGUGCGUGUGUGCGUGUGUGCGUGUGUGUGUUCUGUUCCCAGUUUUUGCUUGUCUUUUGCUCGGGUGUUUUCCUACUGCCUACAGGAAGCAGCUUUCAGGACGGCUCGAUGGGUUUCCUGGCAGGACCCUCCUCCCCUCUCAGUUCCUAUUGGGAGACAAUGGGAGGUCUCCUGCAGGGGCAUGGAGAGAGGGCUGUGUGGAGCAGAGAGGAGGAAACCAGCCCGACGUCCCGCUGCAUGAAUUGCUCCCUGUGCUGCAGAGAGUAAACUACUCCACUUGCUGUGAAGAGUUCCUCCUAGCUGGUAGCUAUUCCUGCAGCACAGGAAGCACUUUAUAUUUCCUGAAGAAGCACCCUGGUGCCAGGUGUUCAUUUGUAGCCGUGUGAGUACGGAAACAUUUGAAAAAUGACUCAGUCCGUGCAAGUUAACCCGAAGCUGCCAGACCUCGGCUCUCCAUUUCUUUACUCCAGCCAGGAGGAGGCCGAACAACCAGGCUCCUAUUCAGUCCAGACCCCAUACGGCUUCCAGCUAGAUCUGGAUUUUCUCAAAUAUGUGGAAGAGAUAGAGAGUGGACACAACCUCCGCCGGGCUCCUGUUAGCUCGCGGCGUUCUGCGCGGGGGCUUAAACUCUCCCAGAGGAGCGCUGGUGGACGUACCAGUGGUUGGACUUCCACUGAGUCACUUGCAUCACCAGCUAGUGAAGAUGGCAGAGCUCCUCCGCCGCCUCCGCCACGAAACCGCCUUGGGUCAGCACCCUGUGAGGUACUUUCUCUUUCCCCUGUGACACUUGUCAACGUCCCUCCGCUUUCUGCAGGGGCAAAAGUUCCACCCCCUCCACCAUUACGCAAUCCAAGAGUUGAGCGGACCCUUCUGGAAACGAGCCGCCGGCUUCAGCAGGAGCAAACCCAUCAGCAUCAGAAUGGAGGACGCUUUCAGCUUGCAGACCCUCCCAAACAGCACUUACUCUCUCCAUCCACACAGGCUUUACCCAGUAGUUGGAGUAAACCCAGUCCCCAGACCUCUGGGCGCAGUACUCCAGCUGCCGGCACCGCAGUAACCCCAAUCCCACCCAGCCAGCUGCAGACAGUUAGAGAGCAGAUGGCCACGGCCUUGAAGCAGCUCAAAGAGAUGGAGGAGAGAGUAAAGGGUGUUCCUGCACUCGAGAAAGAGGUGGCAAAGCUUCGAGCAGAGAAAGACAUGCUUCUGUUGGCCCUGCAGGAAAAGAAAGUAGCCCUGGAGUUCGCACAGCAGAAGCAACAAUCCACAGAGUCGUCUACUCAAACCACAGAGACCCAAACGGACCCGAGUCGACUGCCUUCGCCAUCCUCUUCUAGCUACAAGGGCCUUGGAGAAUCCGUUGAGCUGAAAAGGGUGACAAAGAAAUCCGACGGAAAGGAAGAGAAAGCUCCAGAUCAGUCCGCUGAAGUUACAGCAAACGCUCCGGAUAAAGUCAGUGUUCCGAGGAAGUCGGUGGCUGUUGGCGACAAUGUGCCCAUGAACUCUGUUGUUUUCUAUCACAGCCAAGGUGUUAAAGACGCCUCUGAGGGAACAGAGGUGACUGUUGGUGAAAAAUGCAUAGGAACAGAUGGCCCACUGGUUCAAGAGGAGGGAGUACAAGCGACGGUUGAGACAGAUGAAGCAGAGGUUUGGGUGAUGGAGUCUCUGCUUGGGUUGACUACUGAAGCCCAGAGGGAGAUAGACACCUUACAGGACACCAUCAAAUUCCAGCAGGAGUCUAUUGCAGCUCUUGAGGAUCGAUUGAGUACUGCUGACAAAGACCUGGGAGUCCUUAAAGUCCAGGUGAAGGAGAAAACGUCUAAAGUCACGUUCGAACAGGGGGUCCUUGCCAAACCAGAAAUGGCAAAUGCUCAAAUAGAUGCAACGACGUCCUCAUCGAAGCAUGCUGCAGUAAUGUGUUGUCCUGAGGUGAUUCAUGCAUGUGUAGGUGGCGACCUGUCAGCAGAUCAGGUUGAUCAAAGCACCCAAACUGAGGCUGAAGCAGCGCCGACUCGGGCUGCUCCUGUUACAAUGGUUUCCACUGGGUGCCAGUGUGAGAACGUGUGUGAUGAAAAAACUGAGGAGCAGAAAGUGAGUGGGCCAAAGAGGAGGCAGCUGACCAUCGCCGAGUACAAAGUUUCACCAGACGAAGAGGUGAUCGGCACGGUUGAGAAACAAGAUGCAGACCAAAGAGAUGCGACUGCGGUCAGCAGCUCCAGGACAGGUAUGCUGAAAUCAAUCAUGAAGCGGAAGGAUGCGAGUAACUCUGGUGAGAACCGCACCUCUGGCAAGAAGAGCCUGCAGUUUGUUGGUAUCCUAAAUGGAGGAUAUGAAUCUACAUCAAGUGAAGAAGAAGAGGAAGGAGACGAGGAGGAGGAGGAAGAAGAGGGGAGCUCAUCGGGAGAAAGUGGGGAUGGCGAGUGCUUGGACAGCACAGAGGAGGAUGAAGCCGCUUUAGACGAAGAAACAUCGGAGGAAGAACGAAACGUCAACCUGGAUGAAAGUGACACAGAUGAGGAAACGCUGAGAGACACAAAUUUCUCGUCUGAUGCUGUAAAAGAAAAGUUUGAGCUGAGCUCAAAAAUGCGAGAAGCUUGCCUUAUUUUGAAGAACCACCUGAACGACGACAUCCAAACGCUGAAAAGUAAAGAAGUGCUCUCCAGCACACACACUGUUCAGCUCGAAUGGUUUCGCAUCUCCAGCGCUAAGAUGGCUCAACCCUCUCGGGUCUCGGACUACCUGAUGGCGUUCUCCGAGGUCUCGGCGAUGCUGCUGGAGCAUGUGGUCAACAUGACCGAUGGCAAUGGCAACACCGCUCUUCACUACAGCGUCUCCCACUCCAACUUUGGUGUGGUUGGUCUGCUGCUCGACACAGGUGUGUGCUCCGUGGAUAAGCAGAACAAAGCGGGCUACACGGCCAUCAUGUUGGCUGCGCUCUCAACUGUAAAGGAGGAGGAGGACAUGGUGGUGGUCAAGAAGCUCUUCAGUCAGGGCAACGUCAAUGCCAAAGCCAGUCAGGCUGGACAGACAGCAUUGAUGCUAGCUGUGAGCCACGGGCGGCAGGAGAUGGUGCGGGCGCUGCUGGAGUGUGGGGCCGACGUCAAUGUGCAGGACGACGAAGGAUCCACGGCUCUGAUGUGUGCCAGCGAGCACGGCCGAGCGGAGAUCGUCAAACUGCUCCUGGAGCAGCCGGGGUGUGACAUAUCCAUUGUGGAUAACGAUGGCAGCAAUGCUCUGUCCAUUGCACUGGAGGCAGCCCACAAUGACACAGCUGUGCUGCUCUACGCCCAUAUGAACUACGCCAAGACCCAGACAGCUGCGGGAAGUCCGAAGGUCCCCAGGAGCCCCACGAGCCCGCAGAAGCCCCGGCCAGCAGACUAACUCUGAAUCGGUUUCUCUCUGGGACGGACGGCCCAGCAGUCGUACUGGGAUCUGGGCAAUACAAGCUCCACUGGAAUUUAUGUGAAAAUAUUAUAUAUUUAUAUAUUACCAUAUGUCCUGCAUUUAUAAGUGUCAUUAAUGAGAAUGUUAUUUUUCACCGAGAGUUGCGAGUGGUUGUGUCAAACAAGCUGUUAAAAGUGGAGGUCUCCAGGAUUUUAGAGAACACCUCUCUUUUAUUUCAGAACAAGAUUGGAAUGACAAGCUUUUUUUUUAUCAUCAUGAGCAAUAAUUAGAAAAUACACAUAUGUACAUUACAAUUCCAAAUCAAAGCACCAUAAAAAAUCCAGUAAGUUUUCUGAACUGGUAAAUCAACACCUUUGUUUCAGACAUCAAAUGAUACAGCAGAACUGAUGUGUGUGAAUUAUCCUUCUGUUUUCUACCCCCCUCAUUAACUGAUGUGUAAACCUUUUCAUCUUCAUAGAUCGUACCAACCGUCUGUACAUUGUAUGUUUUAAAAAAAAAAAAUAUAUAUAUAUAUAAAUAAAGCAUA